This is a messenger RNA of Anneissia japonica, 1035 nucleotides long. Its product is annotated as fibropellin-1-like. Gene Ontology annotation, cellular component: plasma membrane; protein-containing complex. Lineage: Eukaryota; Metazoa; Echinodermata; Crinoidea; Comatulida; Comatulidae. Gene Ontology annotation, molecular function: calcium ion binding. The record is from RefSeq and is a predicted model, not a curated record. The transcript is spliced from 10 exons. The coding region runs from base 1 to 1035 and encodes 344 amino acids. Gene Ontology annotation, biological process: heterophilic cell-cell adhesion; establishment or maintenance of epithelial cell apical/basal polarity.
AUGAACCCACAUGAAGAAGUUACCACUUGUUCAAACAAUCCCUGUUCCAAGCCAUUAUCAUGCAAUGCAUUCACAAUACCAGCUGCGUAUCAAUGUGACUGUACAGGAUUCACAGAGAAAAUGUGCCAAGAAUAUACAAUAUGUACUAAUAAUCCUUGUCGUACUGGCUACAGCUGCAGACAGUCAACUGGCUCUAAUACAUAUAGAUGUUCCUGUCCUGAUGGUUACUUAGGCGAAAACUGUGACGUAUAUGACGCAUGCUACAGCAACCCGUGUCCAGGAGGACCAUCAACAUGCACCUGGUAUACCAACCCAACUAGAUACACCUGUGCCACCAAUAACGGUUGUGCGAGUAAUCCGUGUAACACAGGACAAUGUACAUCAUCUACCAACAGCUACACCUGUACCUGUCCUACUGGCUACACUGGCAGCGACUGUAGCAUUUAUGAUGGUUGUGCGAGUAAUCCGUGUCCUACAGGGCAAAUGUGUACACAGUACACCAGCUUCUACACCUGUACCUCCUGCCACACUGGCUUUACUGGGAGCGACUGUAGCAUCUAUGAUGGUUGUGCGAGUAAUCCGUGUCACACAGGACAAUGUACAUCAUCUACCAACAGCUACACCUGUACCUGUCCUACUGGCUACACUGGCAGUGACUGUAGCAUUUAUGAUGGUUGUGCGAGUAAUCCGUGUCCUACAGGGCAAAUGUGUACACAGUACACCAGCUUCUACACCUGUACCUCCUGCCACACUGGCUUUACUGGGAGCGACUGUAGCAUCUAUGAUGGUUGUGCGAGUAAUCCGUGUCACACAGGACAAUGUACAUCAUCUACCAACAGCUACACCUGUACCUGUCCUACUGGCUACACUGGCAGUGACUGUAGCAUUUAUGAUGGAUGCAUGAGUAACCCGUGCCAUACAGGAUACAUCUGUACAUCGUAUACCAACCCAGAUAGAUACACCUGUACCUAUGAGGAAUUUAAACUAAUUCUCACAGACACCUAUGAUGAUAACUAUUCUAUUGAUGAGUUUUGA